UUCCCAUCUUGAGACCUGCCCCUCGACGCAAUUGACGUAAUACCGGCACUUACAAACCAUUCAGCAGUCCGAGGUUCGAUACCGCUUGGUCGCGUCUUGCCGUCUUGACAACUGUAAACACGCUCCACUGCCCACCAUGGCGACCAACCCGCCCAGGAAGAUCCAGCUCGAGCGCAUCUCCCACGUCUACUACAAGCACGAGAACAUCGAGGCGGCCAAGAAGUUCGCCGAUGACUUUGGCUUCUACGAGGCGGCCCAGGUUGGCAAGACGACAUACUACCGCGGCUAUGGGUCCGAACCACUUGUCAUGGCUCUCGAGGAAUCCGACAAGACCGAGUUCGGAGGUGCUGCUUUUGCCGUCGAGUCCGAAGAAGAGCUAGAAUACGCGUCCAAGAUCCUGCCCAAGGAUUGCAAGGCCACCGACGUCUACGAGCUCAAGGACGCACCAGGUGGCGGCAAGGCCGUCACUUUCUACGACCCUGUCGACGGCUUCCCCUUCCAUCUCGUUUAUGGCCAGACGCCCGUUGAGGCGAGGGACCCCAAGUUCCCGGUGCUCAAGGUCAACUUUCCCCAAGAGAAGCACCGCGGCCCCAACCAGUUCCAGCGAUUCCAGAAGCGGCCUGCCCCCGUCCACAAGCUUGGCCACUUUGGCAUGUGCGUGACCAACUUUGCCAAAGCCUACGAAUUUUAUUCGUCCUACUUCAACUUCCACCCCAGCGAGCUUGUCCACAAUGACGAGGGAGUCAACAUCACCGUCUUCUUCAGACUAGACCGUGGCGCCCAGGAGGUUGACCACCACUGCUUCUUCUUCUUUGAGGGCCCCAAGAUGCACGUCCACCACUCGUCCUUUGAGACGCACGACUUUGACGCACAGGUCCUCGGCCACGACUGGCUCCGCCACCAGGGCUACGAAAACUGCUGGGGAGUGGGUAGGCACGUCAUGGGCAGCCAAAUCUUUGAUUACUGGUUCGACCCAUCCAAGUUCAUCCUCGAGCACUAUGUCGAUGGAGACCUGCUCAACAUGGACGAGCCCACACACCACAACAAAGCCGCGCCCGACAACCUCCAUGUCUGGGGACCCGAGGUUCCUGCAACCUUCUUGCAAUAGGUUCGUGCUGAUCAAAUAUGGAAUGCUU
Molecule: messenger RNA, 1136 nt
Organism: Lasiosphaeria miniovina
Lineage: Eukaryota; Fungi; Ascomycota; Sordariomycetes; Sordariales; Lasiosphaeriaceae
Product: Glyoxalase/Bleomycin resistance protein/Dihydroxybiphenyl dioxygenase
Exons: 5
Coding region: 137-1108 (323 amino acids)
Biological process (GO): L-methylmalonyl-CoA metabolic process
Cellular component (GO): mitochondrion
Molecular function (GO): methylmalonyl-CoA epimerase activity
Source: RefSeq, a predicted model, not a curated record